AUGCUUCUGAUGCUCAUCUCGGGUUUAUGGAAGAACAGAAACUCACAAUUAUGGGAAAACAAAGCUAGUUCGGCCUCUGACAUUUUUCAGAGAUGUAUAACGUGGUUGGAGGAGUUUCACCAAGCUAGUAAGCCUGUUGCUGCUGCAGCCCAGCUACCGGUCAGUAAGAAGUGGAGUCCGGAAAGCACAGUGGAGCUUACUUUGAAUGUGGAUGGAGCGUUUCUUCCUCAGUUGCCAAAAGGAGGACUGGGAAAGGUUCUUCGAAAUACUAGUGGAGAGGUUCAAGCUGCAUUUCAAACUGCAGUUCAGUUUGUUAGCUCUCCCAUGCAUGCUGAACUUCUUGCAAUUCAAUCAGGUUUGCAACUCGUCCGCGUGCUUCAAUUCGAAUCGGUUUGCAUUGUGUCGGACUGCUUAUUGGCUGUGCAAGACAUCAAUAAUGGAUCUCCUAUUCUAACAGAGUAUGGACCACUAAUUGAGGACAUCGGGUUCAUCCUACAGCAGCUGCAUCCUAUCAAGAUUACUUAUGCACCUCGUGCAUGUAACAAAUUAGCUCACCGGUUGGCUAGUUUAGCAUAUGAAUCAGAGCAAAGUGUUAGCUGGUUACAUACAAUCCCAGAUUGUAUCCAGGACAUUGUACAACAGGAGAUUCCUCCUCUCAUUUAA
This is a messenger RNA of Rosa chinensis, 663 nucleotides long. RefSeq lists its product as uncharacterized. The coding region runs from base 1 to 663 and encodes 220 amino acids. Lineage: Eukaryota; Viridiplantae; Streptophyta; Magnoliopsida; Rosales; Rosaceae. The record is from RefSeq and is a predicted model, not a curated record. Gene Ontology annotation, molecular function: nucleic acid binding; RNA-DNA hybrid ribonuclease activity. The transcript has a single exon.